CCUUCUCUUUUUCAACUACAACAAAAGCCCUAAAACCCUACUUUUGGCUCUCUCCAUUCUCCAAGACUCUGCGUAGAAGAUAAAACCAGAAGAGAAGAAAAACCCGAAAACCUACUUUUGUCUCUCUCUUUCUACUCUGCAUAGGCCAUAUUCAACGAUAAUGGGGAUAUUCGAGCCGUACAGGGCGAUAGGAUAUAUAACCAGUGGAGUUCCGUUCGCAAUGCAGAGACUUGGAACGGAGACCUUUGUGACGGUUAGCGUGGGAAAGGCCUUUCAGGUCUACAAUUGCGCCAAGCUUACUCUCGUCCUCGUCAGUCCUCAACUACCCAACAAGAUUCGCGCUCUCGCCGCCUACCGUGAAUACACUUUCGCCGCCUACUCCACCCACAUCGCUGUUUUCAAGCGUGCUCACCAGGUUGCAACUUGGAGCAGACAUAAUAUGAAGGUAAAUUCAUUGCUAUUGUUUGGGGAGCACAUCUUGAGUGUUGAUGGUGAUGGUGAUAUGUUCAUAUGGGCAUUCAAAGGAGUCGAUGUGAACCUUGUUCCAAUUGGACACAUUAAGCUUGAUGACAAGUUUAGUCCCACUUGUAUUAUGCAUCCGGACACUUACCUUAAUAAGGUUCUUCUCGGGAGCCAGGAAGGUUCUCUGCAGCUCUGGAAUGUUAGCACUAAGAAAAAGCUUUACGAGUUCAAAGGGUGGAACUCAUCCAUCUGCAGUUGUGUUUCAUCGCCUGCAUUAGAUGUUGUUGCGGUUGGUUGUGCUGAUGGGAAGAUUCAUGUCCACAAUAUUCGUUAUGAUGAAGAGUUGAUAACAUUUACGCAUUCCAUUCGUGGUUCUGUCUCUGCAUUGUCUUUCAGCACUGAUGGGCAGCCUCUUCUGGCUUCAGGAGGUUCAUCUGGCGUCAUAAGCAUAUGGAAUCUUGAGAAAAGAAGGCUUCAGUCAGUCAUAAGAGAGGCACAUGAUAGUUCAAUAAUUUCAUUACAUUUCUUUGCUAAUGAGCCUGUUCUAAUGAGUGCAUCAGCAGACAACUCAAUUAAAAUGUGGAUUUUUGACACAAGUGAUGGAGAUCCCCGUUUAUUACGUUUCAGAAGUGGACACAGUGCCCCUCCACUUUGCAUAAGGUUCUAUGCAAAUGGUAGGCACAUUUUAUCAGCUGGCCAAGAUCGUGCCUUUCGCCUUUUCUCUGUCAUCCAGGACCAGCAAAGUAGGGAGCUUUCUCAACGUCACAUAUCCAAGCGAGCUAAGAAGCUCAGGGUGAAGGAAGAAGAUCUAAAAUUGAAGCCUGUUAUUGCAUUUGACUGUGCUGAAAUUAGGGAGCGGGAUUGGUGCAAUGUUGUUACGUGUCAUACGGACACUGCAGAGGCAUAUGUGUGGAGACUACAAAAUUUUGUUCUUGGUGAGCACAUCCUGAGACCAUGUCCAGAAGAUCCAAAACCUGUGAAGGCUUGCGCUAUCAGUGCAUGUGGCAAUUUUGCUGUUUUAGGGACGGCAGGUGGUUGGAUAGAACGAUUCAACAUUCAAUCAGGAAUCAGCAGAGGUAGUUACCUCGACAUGUCAGAAAGAAGAAGCCAUGCCCAUGAUGGAGAGGUGGUUGGGGUUGCUUGUGAUUCAACAAAUACUCUCAUGAUAAGUGCAGGAUAUCAUGGAGAUAUAAAGGUUUGGGAUUUCAAGGGUCGUGAAGUAAAAUCCAGAUGGGAAAUUGGUUGUUCUUUGGUUAAGAUUGUAUACCAUAGUCUAAAUGGUCUUUUGGCUACUGUUGCAGAUGAUUUGAUUAUCCGUUUGUUUGAUGUUGUGGCAUUAAGGAUGGUUCGUAAAUUUGAAGGUCAUACAGAUCGCAUUACUGACUUAUGUUUCAGUGAGGAUGGAAAAUGGCUUCUCACUUCCAGCAUGGAUGGCACUCUUAGAAUUUGGGAUGUUAUCCUAGCAAGACAAAUAGAUGCAAUACAUGUUGAUGUAUCUAUCACAGGAUUGUCUUUGUCACCAAACAUGGACGUCUUAGCAACCACCCAUGUUGAUCGAAAUGGUGUCUAUUUGUGGGUCAACCAGUUAAUGUUUUCCGGAACUGCAAAUAUUGAUUCUUAUGCAAGUGGAAAUGAAGUCGUGAAUGCCACACUGCCAUCCAUCUCUUCAAUGGAAGGUUCUCAUGUGGAGGAUUCUAAUAAACCUGUUGUGCACCAGUUACAAUCAGUAGAUGCUUCUACGUCACCAAUUUGCAAUCAGCAAAUACCGGAUCUUGUUACUCUCUCAUUAUUGCCUAAAAGCCAGUGGCAAAGCUUAAUCAAUUUAGACCUUAUAAAGGUGCGCAAUAAACCUGUUGAACCUCCAAAGAAACCUGAUAAGGCUCCGUUUUUCUUGCCUUCAGUUCCAACCCUCACUGGAGAAAUAUUAUUUAAGCCAAGUGAGUCGGCUACUGAGAAAAAAGAUACAAAAGGUGAUGAAGGGGAAAGUAAGUGGAAAAUGGAUACGCAACCAUCUCAAUUUGUGAAACUUCUUCAGUCCUCUGCAGAGACGAGAAAUUUUUCAGCAUUUACUGAUUACCUGAAAGGUUUAUCUCCUUCCGCUUUGGAUAUGGAACUCCGAAUGCUUCAAAUAAUAGAUGAUGAUGAUGAGCAAGAAGUUGAGGAGAGACCUGAAAUGAUUUAUAUAGAACUCCUCCUUGAUUAUUUUAUUCACGAGAUCUCCUGCAGAAACAACUUUGAGUUCAUACAGGCAAUCAUAAGGUUGUUUUUGAAGAUACAUGGUGAAUCAAUACGGCGACAGACACAAUUAAAGGACAAGGCUAGGAAGCUUCUGGAAAUCCAAGGUACAGUAUGGCAAAGAAUUGAUAAAGUAUUCCAAAGUGCCAGGUGCAUGGUUACUUUCCUUAGCAAUUCACAGUUUUGAGUAUCCUGAGAUACAUCAACUUCUGUUCAAUGAGCCUAUUUGUUGUAUUCAAAUCUGCAUUAGUUCAUGCAAUGUCUUGCCGUUGGAAAUAAACUUUCUGACAAAAUUUUGACGUUACUGGACAAGUUGGUCUGUCAUUUUUCAUUUGAGGUGGCACCAUUGCUGUCUAUGUAAGGUGGUGGCAUAUUUAUUUUUAUGUAUGUGAUAAUAAUAUCAGUAAAGGAAGGACCUGAGUGUUGCUUGGAUA
This is a messenger RNA of Tripterygium wilfordii, 3131 nucleotides long. RefSeq names its product WD repeat-containing protein 36. Gene Ontology annotation, biological process: rRNA processing. The coding region runs from base 161 to 2884 and encodes 907 amino acids. Gene Ontology annotation, molecular function: protein binding. Gene Ontology annotation, cellular component: Pwp2p-containing subcomplex of 90S preribosome; small-subunit processome. Lineage: Eukaryota; Viridiplantae; Streptophyta; Magnoliopsida; Celastrales; Celastraceae. The transcript is spliced from 16 exons. The record is from RefSeq and is a predicted model, not a curated record.